ACACACACACACACACACAAAGAGAGAGCAUUCCAAAAAUGGAGUGUCGAACGUUCGAAAUAACCCUAAUAUCAGCGUACGACCUUGAGGAUGUCCGAAAAAUAUGCAAGAUGAAGGUCUACGCCCGAGUCUCUAUUGGUGGUGGUGGGCACAGGCCCCCUACCAACGAGAAGCGGACCCCACCCGACAAGCACGGGCAAACAAACCCUGCUUGGAACUUCACGAUGAGGUACACGAUAAGCGAGCGCAUGCUCGAGAGUCACAACUCGUCGCUCGUCGUCAAAUUAUAUUGCAAACGGAAGCUCGGCGAUAGGUAUGUGGGAGAGGUCCACACCUCCAUGAAGGAGCUCUUCGAGUGCUCGAAAGGUAGCGGUGGAGCUGCGGUUUUGUGUUUUCCGGUACAGAGGGGCUGCGUGAACUCGCAGGGCGGGAUGAGGUUCUCAUAUAGGUUCGGGGAGAAAUUGGUCAUUGACAAGCUUCUGUUGGCUGAGGGUCUUAGAGGCUGGAUUUUUUCUUGAUAGUCUUUCUUCCCUUUUUUCAAAUUUUUAUAUUUAUUUGAGAAAAGGGGAAAAAAAAAAAAGGAUUAAGGGUUUUCUUGAUUUUGUUUUCUUUGUCCGAGUUGUGUAUGUGUUGAUGUUACCAUUGCCAAUGGAAAUGAAGGGUUGAUGGAGACAAGUGUAAAUAUUGGUUUUUAAUGAGAGCUUUAGUUUGGAUUAUGAAAAAGUAUGCAUGAGGUGUAGGUAGC
Striga asiatica is the source of this 745-nucleotide messenger RNA. NCBI's taxonomy places the organism in Eukaryota, Viridiplantae, Streptophyta, Magnoliopsida, Lamiales, Orobanchaceae. The record is from the annotation of a GenBank genome assembly.